Molecule: messenger RNA, 1224 nt
Organism: Didymodactylos carnosus
Lineage: Eukaryota; Metazoa; Rotifera; Eurotatoria; Philodinida; Philodinidae
Source: the annotation of a GenBank genome assembly
AUGGGACUUGAAAGUGAUGCCAUCACUAUGAGUAUACCACCAAUAAUAGGCUCAAAAUUCGGCAGAUUUGACUCUAUAGAUACACCUGCUAUAUCUUCCAACUCCAGACCAACAAUAUCUCUAGUAGUGCCCCCGUAUUCCAAUGCGGGACACGAACCGUUCACGAAUAUAACAGAGAAAACUCACCAAGAUUUUAUACCAAUAACAAACGAACACAAUAGGCAAAUCCCCAGGCCAUCAGCCACCCGAACAAUAGAUGAUCAUACUCAGGAUUUUCCAGAUUUGGUGUCCGACAGUCUAUCACAGAAAUGCGCUGUAGUAGAUGUGCAUAACACAACUGCGCUUCGGUACGACACAAGUAUUACUGGUUUCAUCAUACAAACACCGGCUGAUAUAAAUCUCAUCUUUAACUAUGUGGAGCAUGGCAAUUAUGAUGCAAUUCAAAAAGUGUUAAAUUCUCAUUACAAAGAAGCUGUUCAAAUGAGAAAUGAUCGAAAUCAGACCUUGUUGCAUGCUGCAGUUAUAUAUUCAUUUCAAUAUGUAUCUCUUCGGUUAUUGUUGAUGCGUGGUGCAGAUCCCUGUGCACAGGACAAAGAUGGUUAUACUCCUGCACAUUAUGCUGUGGAAAGAGAUGAUGUUGAGAUGCUAAAAGCACUCAUCGUGAGACUUCAUGCUAAGGUCAAAGCAUUUUCAGAUCGCGAAGUAAGCAAAAUUCACGAACGAUGUCAAGAAGCAUUGAUAAUUAGAGAAAAUCGAGGUGGAAUGACACCAUUUAUGUUGGCUUGUUUCAAACAAGCAAUUAAUUGUGCGCGAUAUAUACACAACAUGGGAAUAGAUCAUGUGAUGAGACUGGACAAACAUGGAGAUACAUCAUUACAUUAUGCUGUAGCUCGAAGUGAUAUGGCCAUGACGAAGUUUUUGAUUGUCGAAUGUAAAGUUGAUGUGAAUGGUGGUGAUGAGAAACGUCCUAGUCCAUUGGAUAUUAGCAUAUUCAAUGAGUGUUCAGAAAUAAAAGAGCUUUUAAUAGACAAUAAUGCUAAAUCACGUUGUCUACUAAAACGUAUUGUUCAGAAACGUAAAGAUAUCCAAAACGAUAUUGGUGUCAGACUUGAAGGAUUAACACUUGCUAAUGCACCUCCUAUUAGUACGCCUACUCUAACAAGCAUGUCGUCUUUAUCGUUAGAAAACGAUAAUCCGGCACCGAAAAAGGUAAAGUCAGCUUGA